Syngnathoides biaculeatus (alligator pipefish) is the source of this 822-nucleotide messenger RNA. Its product is annotated as gamma-synuclein-like. The coding region runs from base 149 to 523 and encodes 124 amino acids. Gene Ontology annotation, molecular function: cuprous ion binding. The transcript has 6 exons. Gene Ontology annotation, biological process: chemical synaptic transmission; synapse organization; synaptic vesicle endocytosis. Gene Ontology annotation, cellular component: neuronal cell body; axon terminus; cytoplasm. Lineage: Eukaryota; Metazoa; Chordata; Actinopteri; Syngnathiformes; Syngnathidae. The record is from RefSeq and is a predicted model, not a curated record.
CUCCAUUUGACACCGCCGUUCCUCCCUCCUCUGCAGCACAAUUCUCUCUCUCAUUCUCACUCACCCCCUCCCAACCCCUCUCGUCCAUUAGCAGGACGUGCAGGCGAGGACGGGACAGUCGAGGCGGCGCAAGACUGGGCAAAGCAUCAUGGACGUUCUGAAGAAGGGCUUCUCCAUCGCCAAGGACGGCGUCGUGGCCGCCGCGGAGAAGACCAAAGCCGGCGUGGAGGAGGCCGCCGCCAAGACCAAGGAGGGGGUCAUGUAUGUCGGAAACAAGACGAUGGAGGGCGUGGUCACCGGCGUCAACACCGUGUCCCAGAAGACGACGGAGCAGGCCAACCUCGUGGCUGACGCCGCCGUCUCCGGGGCCAACGAGGUCGCCCAGGCAACGGUGGACAGCGUGGAGAACGCGGCCUUAUCCACUGGAUUCGUCACUGUGGAGGAGGCGGUACCAGCGACCGAGGAGGCUGACGCGCCAAAAACCCAAGAUGGUGGAGAACAGACGGAACAGGCUGCUCAGUAGUCAGCAGCCACUUCCUGUGUUUGCCCGUCCAAUGAGGAGGAAGAAGAAGACCAAGCCCCGCCUUUCCCCUUGUGUUGUCAUGGCUACACUCGCUCAGCAUUCCGCUCUCGGCCGCCCGUGUGUCGUGCGGCCUCAAGCGUCCGAUCACGGGGAUGCGAGUCCUUUUCGGCGUGCAUGUCGCUUUGCCAACAACACACGAGCUUAAUUCAUCACCGCCCACUCUUAACACACUGAUCUGCGCUGUCUGGUUCUCUCUAUUAACUGAGCUUCACUUUUAUAAAACAAUACAAAUGAAAUAA